UGACCCGCCCCAUCCGGGAUGAGAAACAGAUCAUGUAACCAAUAGAAGCACGGGUAGUCUAUGGCCAGUCCCGCCUUUUCCUGACAGACGUCAGUGUCAGCCAAUCAGCAGCCUGGAUGCCGCGCCUCCCAACCGGAGACGGAUUUCCGACCCAAGUGUAGCGAAGAGCCCGUACUUUGUUUACGUCCCGUUGGUUAGCUGACAGCUGUCGGAGCGCUUUGCCCACACAGACACCCGCGCCUGCAUGCCUCUGGUGGUUCCUUGGAGCUUUAAUAACUUUGAACAGAGGGUCCUGGAUGUCAUAGAUGGGAUGUUUCGUUGAAUGAGGGGGACCCACUAGAUGCCAACAGGAGGAUGAACUCCAUCACCGGUCGGGUUCUCUCCAUCCCCGCCGCCUCUGUCACCAACUCUGGAGCUUCUUCCUCCCGAGCCCUUCAUGUGGAGCUCACAUCCCAGCAGAGACGGUUGCGUCAUCUCCGGAGCAUCGCAGCCAGAAACAUUGUCAACAAGAAUGGUUCUCCACUGCUGGACACUUACUUCACCCUCCACCUCUGUGUAGGCGACCGAAUAUCUAGAGAUUUUUACAAGAGUGAAGUCAUCCGGGAUUCACUGAAUCCAACCUGGCGGAGUCUGGACUUUGGCAUGCUGCCGGACCUCCUGGACACCUCAGUGUCAUGCUUCGUGGUGAGGAUCUGGGGAGGACAGGAGGAACAAUAUCAGCUCCUCAUAGAAUGGAAGGUCAAUCUGGAUGGCCUCAGAUACACAGGACAGCAGAUUCGAUCCAGAAAUCCAAAUGAGAUCAUCUUUGGUUUGAAUGAUGGCUACUAUGCAGCUGACUUUGAUCAUAAGGACCAGUCGGAGCGGAAGAAAAACAGUCUGCUUCAGGUCGACCAGAGUUCAGUCAGGAACUCCUACAGUGUUUUCUCUUUGCUUCGGCUUCACACUGCACAGAGAGCAAUCAAGCAGACACAAGUGACGGUGCAGAAGAUCGGGAAGGAGAUCGAGGAGAAGCUGAGGACGACAGCGACCUGCACAGAACGGAAAAAAGAGAGAGAGUGCAUGCAGCUGCGUAUAGCCGUGCUGCGAAGCGAGCUGCAGAGGCAGAGGAAGGCGCUCGGCAGGGAGAUUGACCUGCGGCAGAAGGAGCAGGCUCAGCUUCAAAAGAAAGAGGAAGCAUUCUCUGCUCAACACGAGAGUUUGAAGGAGGAGAAAGAGUCCUUAACCAAGCUGCAGAAGGAAUGCACCGCCAAGAGAGAGCAGUUCCUCAAGUCCAAUGCCCAGCUCACCUUCCGCUGUCGUCAGCUGCUGUCUGAGCUCUCCUACAUCUACCCCAUUGAUGUGGCCAAUCAGUCAGAUUUUGUCAUCUGUGGAGUGAAGCUGCCAAACUCUGAAGACUUCCAAGCAAAGGAUGAUGGGAGCGUGGCAGUCGCCCUGGGUUACACAUCGCACCUGGUCCUGAUGAUCUCCUGCUUCCUGCAGGUCCCUCUGAGGUACCCUGUGAUCCACAAGGGUUCACGCUCAUCCAUCAAAGACACCAUCACUGACCGACUCACCGAGAAGGAGCGAGAAUUCCCUUUGUACCCCAGAGGAGAGCGCUUUCACUUUGAGUACGGUGUCUACUUACUCAACAAGAACAUUGCCCAGCUGAGAUAUCAACACGGCUUGACCACCCCGGACCUGCAGCAGACACUACCAAACUUGAAGAACUUCCUGGAACACGGCCUGCUGGUUCGAUGUGACAGACACAAUGUAUCCAGCUCCAUUCCGGUGCCGUCCAAGUCCCAGCUCGGUGUCUCUGCUGCCUCAGAUAUCGGCUUCCCCUGCCACACCAGCUCCCCAGACAGAGGCCUGAGGAAAAGGGCGAGCUCAGAGGCCGAUAAGCACAACCACAAGCCAUCUCCUCCACCCAGCUACAACACGGCUAUGGCUCAACAGCAGCCCCCAGCUGGCCUAGAGCCUCCAUCGCCUUCACCCAAACACCUGUCUUCUUCCCUCGAUGCUGGCAUGGCCUCACUUAGCCUGACCAAGGGUACAGAGGUCAAUGAGGGGGAGCAGAAAGAGGAGAAGGAUGAGGGCGGGGAGACAGCGACGGAGGUGGAGAGACGUGGAAGCACCGACAGGAAAGUUGAAGUAGAGAAAGAAGAGACUGAAGAGCAACUGUCCAGUAGCACAGCUGCACCCACCACUUCUUCAGUGCAGUACUCUGGGGAGGAAACAGCAGCCUCCAGUCAGCACACAGGAGCCAUGAAUGGCUCUUUGGUAGCAGGACAGACGGCUGUUAGCCUUAUCCCUGAGCUGCGCUGCUCUGUGGAGCAGGCAGAGGAGAUCAUGGGCACAGAAGCGACUGGUUUAGGUCUGGGGUUGGGGUUAGGGGUGCCGGAUGAGGCCCGGAUGGAGGACUAUCGCUGCAUCCCCGUGGACCAUGCAGUAGCUGUAGAGUCUGACGAACAGGUGCUGGGGGAGCUGGACGCCGCUGGCUUUGAGGAGUUCUCCAGACGCAUCUAUGCACUAAACGAGAACAUGUCCAGCUUCCGCAGACCGCGCAAGAACUCGGACAAGUGAUGACGAGGACCUAAAGGAGGAGGGAGGCUUGAGAUGAAACUUGCACAGGGGUUUGGAUAUUACAAGGCGGGACAUGGACUGAGAGGACUAGAGGAUGGUUACCACUCCCUCAUUGCAUUAUCUGAAAUCAUAGGAGCGAUUCUGGAAUAACGACCAAUUUGCACUUAUUGUAAACAUUUCCAUCAUUUCCAUCUUUAAAAUAAAUGCAGUCAGACGUGCAAGUAUCGGGACAGGAAGCUUAAUUUUUAUUCAUGAAGCCAGCAUUAACAUACUUUUAACAAUGGAUGGAACAAUACUAAAACUAAUUCAUCCUAUGAGUUACUGUCAGCUAACGCAGUCUGUUGAUCCAUAACAGGAGCAUUCAUGUAAGCUUAUGUAACAUAACUUGGACUGCUUUUUCACUCUAAAUGCAGUAACAGACCUCGACUUCAUGUCCCAAACACUGGUGUUUCUAAUGUUGUGCUCAGACCACUGGAGUUUAAAUAUCCUACCUUUCUUUGAAAGCAGUUUGAGCACAGAGAUGAGGAGAAACUUAGCAGAAAUAUUUCUUUUCUAUUUUGUAUUUCAUUUUAUAUGCAACAGUGCAAAGAUAUAAAGUGCUCCAUAUUAAAAAGAACAUAAAGGAAAAAAAAAAGGAGUUUUUGUAAAACAAUAAUGAAAUUAAGUUAUCAAGUACAGACUACAUUACACAAAAAAGGUUAGGGGAAAAAAAGGGUUGGACUAUAAAUGAUGAUCACAAAACAAACAAAACAAAACAAAAUAAUUAAAAAAAUAUUAAUUAAUAAAAAAUUAAAAACGAGAGAAAUAUAUCUGUCUGAAACCAAACCCCCAGACUACUAGGUAUGAAAAUAAUAGCACUUCACAUACAACAAGAUUGAAAUAGUAGUGUGAAUGCCAGAUGCAGCCUCGUAAAACCUCACAUGAUCCUGCGUAUGAUCUUAUGUUGUCUAAUAAGAAAGUAAGUACACCUGUGCAGCACAUUGCGAGCACCUGUGCAGAGUAAUGGAGUCCAACACAACAACUCCACAAUAAAUCCUUCUUUUAAGAAGCUUCUUUGUAUAUGUAUGUACAGUAUAUGGACAGGUGUUCUUGAUAUAUUGUCCACCCUAUUAACAUACAUGAUGGGUGCUAAAUAUAAAGAACGCCUUUCAGUAUUAUGCAUUCACUAUCACCAGGGACUAGAGUCAUCAGGAUCUGACAGUUUUAGCUAAACUGAAAAUGUAGAAGCUCCCUAAAAGCUGGAUUUGUGUUGGAUGCAUUACAUUGCACACGUUGUUAUAAUACAUUAUUGCUGAUCAGUGUAUAAAAAGACAGAGGCUGAUGUGGCACGCCAACUUGUCCUAAUAAUGCUUUGAAACCUGGCAAGAUGACAGUGGAUCAUUAAAAUGUGCAGAACUCGUGAGCUCAGUUAAAUUUGUCAACAGUAAGAUGCUAGGUUGCAUUAAUCACUGUUGAACCCGAUUAUAUUUGUGUUUUCCUCUGAGAAAUGUUGCAAUGGUGUAAAUGCAACAGCUGUACCUUCAGCCUAUUGGCUUACACUAUUACCUAAAACUCAAAGUUUAACUCACAGGUAUAUUGUUCAUCCAACAUUUACAUUUAGGCUUCAACUUCAACAUGAUCUGCUCUGUUUGAGUCUGCAUCAAUAGAAGAACACAGAAACAAGACAAAGCUAAAAUAUGAGUUGGUAGCAGUGGCAGUUAUAGCAGAUUGACAAAUAGAGGCAGCUCCGGUCUUGAGAGCUUUGAGCUGAAUUGCUGCCCCAAAGUCACAUAAAAACACAUUCUAAAAAGCCCAUCUUUACAGCAACAAUAAACCUGUUUACAAGGCACACUUUUCAAUAGCAAGGAGGCUAAGGCAUGUCGCAAUUUCACCUUUCUGUUUCUUGCUAGGUGAACUGAAAGUAAGAUUGAUUCAGCAUUUCCAAUCCAGUGACUGCUAUCAAAAGUCUCCAAAACACUGCUUCAGGAACCAACGGGUAACGUCACUGAGACAACGCCCAUGUUUUAUACAGCUUGUGCAACCCAAAGUAAUUGAUUUGCAGAUUCACUACACAAAUAUUGAUUGAGCUUCACUUGCAACAACACCAGUCUUUAUAUCUUUUAAGACUCUCCCGGGGUCAUAACAUUUCCUUAAAUUUGAUGAGUCUACAAGCUGUUAAGGAUGUUUAUAGCUCCUGAGAGGACCUUUUUGGCUGAUGAUGAAGUGGACUGUAACAUAAAAAUGCCUAACCUAUAAAAGCAAAUGAGACCAUCAGUGACCAGAUUGAUCAUUUCUAUAUAUUUUUUAAUACUUGUUAGCACUGCCAAAGUGAGUUACAACGCACAGCAGAAACAGCCUGAUUUACAUUUGUCUUGAAAAGUAUUCACAUGAAAUCAUCAGUGAAGAGAUAGGACACACUGAUUUGUCAGGGGAGCACCAAAGUCAACACACAUCCUCCAGGUGUAAGGACAGGGAAAUGUGGGAUAAACUCCUGUAGUCUCCGCCUGAACUAUAUAAUUCUCAACCAGAGUCAGGACAGAAUGAUUUCAUGCAACUGCUUCAAGCUUUCUUUAACCAAAGAAGCUUCUCUUAUCUCACAGAGUCAGCUGUCCCAAUACUUCCACCUGUGACUGUAGACUCAAAUGUUUAUUACCGAGCCUUCAUGGAGGGUGCAUGAUGGCAGGUGUGUGCAGGUGGCAGGAUGUGAUGCAUACAUGUGUGUGUGUGGGUGUGUGUUUGUGUGUCAAGGCUUCACAUUAGCAUGCAUCGACAGUCACACACUCACAGUUUGGUCUGAAGUGGUCCCACCAAUGACCUUUGGACAUGAUGGGAAUUCACAAACACAAAGUGAGGUGGGAGCUGGAAACUGUGGCCCAAUCAGAGACUCCCUGACUGUGACACUCUGCAUCUCCUCCCUCGCCUUUCAGCUGCCCGACUCGCCCGUCAUCCUUCACACGGGGUCCAGUUUCUCCUUCAGGUCUACAGAUGAGGGUCCUAAAGAGCACAUGGCAGGGAUACAGUGCAAUUGUUUUUCUGUCCAUCUCCAUUUUCUCUUUGUUCUAAUUUUAUCAUCAACAUUAACACAAAUGCUAAUGUAACGUCCACUGAUUCUCUUACUCAGUAGACCAAACUUCAACUCUGUGUCUGUAUUCUGUUUGAAUGUCUCACUCAGGCUCUACUGUAAGUGUUAAUAGCAGGUGUCUCGAUCAGUGAUUUUUGUCCCGUGUCUCCAUGUUCUGAAUGCUUUCUUGCACUGGUAUUCAAUUAAUGCAUUAUUUAUGUCUCCUAAUAAUUGUUGUGUGCUUUGAUUCAAAAGAAAUCAAUGUUUAGAUUUAUUUCUCCAUCGACUUGCUCAUUAUUAUUGUCAGAUGUUAGACUGAUCUCAUUACCAGUGUCUGGGUCCAGCUGCUUUGCAUCGUCCGUCGUGACAAAGAUGGACUUUCCACCGGCAGCCCAAUUCCUUUCUCAGAUCCAGCGCUGUGGAGGCUGACUGUUGAGAAGUAUUGUAUUUAAAACUCAAACAUGAAUCAUGUUACAUCAUUUCCAUAAACUGCUCUACAGUUCAGUAAGUGACCAUGUACAUAUACUUUUGUAUGGAGGGUUCUUUUUUUUUUGUUAUUAAAGACUUACAGUCCAAUGGCAUGGAUGUAUGUAGCCCCCUUUAA
Messenger RNA from Notolabrus celidotus (New Zealand spotty), 6206 nucleotides. RefSeq names its product UV radiation resistance associated gene (gene uvrag). Gene Ontology annotation, biological process: SNARE complex assembly. Gene Ontology annotation, cellular component: lytic vacuole; endosome. The transcript is spliced from 15 exons. NCBI's taxonomy places the organism in Eukaryota, Metazoa, Chordata, Actinopteri, Labriformes, Labridae. The record is from RefSeq and is a predicted model, not a curated record. The coding region runs from base 355 to 2562 and encodes 735 amino acids. Gene Ontology annotation, molecular function: SNARE binding.